Dreissena polymorpha is the source of this 654-nucleotide messenger RNA. RefSeq names its product kynureninase-like. Gene Ontology annotation, biological process: NAD+ biosynthetic process. Bases 130 to 606 code for a protein of 158 amino acids. The transcript has 5 exons. Gene Ontology annotation, cellular component: cytoplasm. The record is from RefSeq and is a predicted model, not a curated record. Lineage: Eukaryota; Metazoa; Mollusca; Bivalvia; Myida; Dreissenidae. Gene Ontology annotation, molecular function: kynureninase activity; pyridoxal phosphate binding.
UAAUUGCUCACAACAACAACACAAUCAACAAUAAUAAUAAUACAACAAUUUGAUAACUUUGUCAUUCGUGUUCAAGUUUUUAACUAUAGGAACAUUUUGGUAUUCUGUGAUAUCGAUACAUCAAAUAAAAUGGAAAGAUUAGAAAGGAUGCAUAUAUCUACAGAAGUGUUUGAUUCACACAUAUUGAAGAGGGCCAAAAUGUCUGCAUGCAGUAAAGAAAUUACAGCUCCACAUCCACUGGAACCACUGCGACAGAUCUCAAAACAAAUCGGCCAUGACCUCGACACGGUUGAGUUUGCACAGCACAUGGACUCCAUUGACCCACUGCGACAUCUCAGGAAUGAGUUUCAUUAUCCGAAAAUGAAGACUCUGGGAUCAGUGGAUCAGAGUAUAGUCAACCCAGAGGAGGACUGUGUCUACUUCUGUGGCAACUCUCUGGGAAUCUGUCCAAAGAAAACUCGGGAAUACAUCACCAUUGAAGUGGACAAGUGGGAGAAAACAGGUCUGGAGGGGCACACAAACGAGGAUCUGCCCUGGGCCUGGUGUGACGAGGGUCUAGAUGAUCAGAUGGGGGUGCUUGUUGGUAAAUACCAGGGCCCAUGUUGACCAAACAAUGUUUAGUUUUAAGUCUUAAAAUAAAGAAUAUUCUUCAAA